Daldinia caldariorum is the source of this 1482-nucleotide messenger RNA. RefSeq lists its product as uncharacterized. The coding region runs from base 383 to 1186 and encodes 267 amino acids. The record is from RefSeq and is a predicted model, not a curated record. Lineage: Eukaryota; Fungi; Ascomycota; Sordariomycetes; Xylariales; Hypoxylaceae. The transcript has 2 exons.
AAAGACCACGAGUGUUAAAUUUUCGCCGUCACUACGAAUCAGGGAACAUGAUGGAUAAGCUGAGGAUAAAAGAGUUCCAAGGCAUGAAGAUAUCAAGUGUCUGCCAAUAAUCCUUAUUAGGUAGCUGGGCUGCUGAGCUGCUGAGCUGGCCCCCACACAAUCAAACAGGGAUGAUGUCUUGGGUGACCUGGGUGAUCUGGCUGACUAUAGGUAUAGAUAUACGAAAUGUUGCACAGGGUGGAUACGGAUGAAUGUCGAAAGGCAUUCCUUCGUUUUGAAUUUUCGCCAGUCAUACAAUUUAACGUGAAUUCUCUUAUUCUCACCUCUCCCCCAACGAUAUGUAUACCUAAUGUAUGUCAUAUAGUUUGGUUGCAACCUCGCGAUGUUGACCUCUUUAGCGAUACCGACGUCAUGCGUGACGGAUAUAUGGGUAUGGUCAACCGGGACAGCAACGGGAGUCCAGCUUGGUAACCUCUACGAUUCAAGCUGCUGGCCUGGGAGCAGGGACUUAGCGACGACGAUCUCGCCUGCAAUCUGUCCGGCUGGAUAUACUAGCGCGUGCAAUGCUUCACCCUCAAAAGAUGCUAGCGAAACCGUAUGGGCCUGCUGCCCAACGGGAUUUUCCUGCGACGGCGGCUUCUUCUCUUGCCUUUCGGGUGGCAAGGAAACGAAAACGUACGUCGUGACCGGGCGUGAUCGCGCUGGAAACACUCUCACAUCGACACUUGCAACGGAAAGCGGAAUAAAUGCGCAUUCGAUCCGAGUAGCAUUUCAUUCUUCCGACCUUUUCGUCUCGUCUACUUCCACCACUUCAUCAUCAUCUACUUCUAGUACCAGUUCAUCACAGUUUCCAACGUCAACUUCGAGCUCAGGUUCAGGCGACUUAUCGGUGGGGGCUAAGACCGGCAUUGGAAUCGGCGUUGGUCUCGGUGGCUUGUUACUGUUCUCGUUACUUGGCUGGCUGGCGUGGAGAAGGCACAGGAACAAGCGACUGGCUAACGGACAAGACCCCUCUGUUCGCCAGCAAUCGUACGUAGGAACCACACAGUAUCCCAAGGCUAAUCCGGUCACGCCCACGACGAAGAUGAACGUGACGAAUAACGUGCCGGGCAUACACGAACUUGGCACGGAACCAUACGCUGAGCUCCCAGCCGAGAUACCGACCAGUAAUAGGAGAGAUGGAUGAGAGAGUUCAGACACACCAAAAAUUGUUAUUAUCAUUCUUUUCUUCUGCUGAUCCUGCCUUUGGUGGUAAGAACGUCACUAAUACACAACAACAGUCAAUAAUUUUAUUACCGUCAAAUGGGGUUAUGGCAGGAGAAAGUAGAUAGAGAAACUUCAACUGUAAAUUUAAAAGAGCGCAAAGUUAUAAAUAACGAAUAAAGGUCCUAGCGGUUAUGCGGGGCCUGUUAAUAAAUAUAAAUUCUUCAUGGAAGCCUCCGAGCAUGGUUGUUGCGAAUUCGAUGAAUUUCUUGUUUUGCC